Globicephala melas (long-finned pilot whale) is the source of this 2787-nucleotide messenger RNA. Its product is annotated as zinc finger protein 709. Gene Ontology annotation, biological process: regulation of transcription by RNA polymerase II. Gene Ontology annotation, molecular function: RNA polymerase II cis-regulatory region sequence-specific DNA binding; DNA-binding transcription factor activity, RNA polymerase II-specific. The record is from RefSeq and is a predicted model, not a curated record. NCBI's taxonomy places the organism in Eukaryota, Metazoa, Chordata, Mammalia, Artiodactyla, Delphinidae.
UUCUGACAGUGGCCGUAUCAGCUCCUGCUGCCCUUAAAGGCUCCAGGUGGUUAUGCCGCAUUCUGUGUCGCUGUGACCGGCAUGCCGCGGCGGUCAUGGGGUGGACAACCGGAAACUCCAGGAACCGAAAAAUGGACCCAGUGACCUUUGAGGAUGUGGCUGUGAACUUCACCCAGGAGGAGUGGGCUUUACUGAAUCCUUUGCAGAAGAAACUUUAUAGAGAUGUGAUGCAGGAAAUCUUGAGGAACCUGGCCUCAAUAGGUAAGCAUUGGGACAGUCAUAACACUGAAGAUUGGUACAAAAUCCAAGGGAGAAAACUAAGAAGUCAUAUGGUAGAAAAACUCUGUGAAAGCAAAGAAGGUAAUCAAGAUGGAGAAAUUGUCAGCCAGAUUCCAAAUCUUAAUCUGAACCAGAAAACCCUUUCUGGAGUAAAACCAUGUGACUGUAACGUGUGUGGGAAAGUCUUCAUGCGUCAUUCAUUCCUUAAUAGGCACAUCAGAUCUCACAGUGGACACAAACCAUAUGAGUAUCAUGAAGAUGAGGAGAAGCCAUAUAAAUGCAAGGGAUGUGGGAAAGCCUUCAGUUACCACAAAUCUGUUCACAGACAUGAAAAGACUCACACUGGAGAGAAAUCCUAUGAAUGUAAGGAAUGUGGGAAAGCCUUCACGUGGUUCACAACCUUUCAAAGACACAUGAUAACACACACUGGAGAAGGACCCUAUAAAUGGAAGGAAUGUGGGAAAGCCUGUAGUUAUUCCGCUUCCUUUCGAGCACAUGAAAGAAAUCACACUGGAGAAAAACCCUAUGAAUGUAAGCAGUGUGGUAAAGCCCUCAGCUGUCCCAGUUCCUUUCGAAGACAUGAAAGGAUUCACACUGCAGAGAAACAAUACGAAUGUAAACUAUGUGAGAAAACCUUCAGUUCUCCUCUAGGUUUGCAAAUACAUGAAAGAAUUCACACUGGAGAGAAACCCUAUGAAUGUGAGGAAUGUGGUAAAGCCUUCAUUUCUCUUUCAAGCAUUUGUACACACAUGAUAACACAUACUGGAGAUGAACCUUAUAAAUGUAAGGAAUCUGGGAAAGCCUCCAUUUGUCCCAGUUCGUUUUGAUCACAUGAAAGGAUUCACACUGGAGAGAAGUCAUAUGAAUGUAUACACUGUGGUAAAACUUCCAGUUGGCCCAAUUCAUUUCAAAUACACGAAAGAACUCACACUGGAGAGAAACCCUAUGAAUGUACAGAAUGUGGGAAAACCUUCAUUUAUCACACAACCUUUCAAGGACACGUGAGAAAGCACACUGGAGAGAAACCCUAUAAAUGUAAGAAAGAAUGUGGGAAAGCCUUCAUUUCUCCCUCAAGUGUUCAAACACACAUGGUAACACGCACUGGAGAUGGACCUUGUAAUAAGGAAUGUGGAAAAGCAUUCAGUUUUCUCUGUUCAUUUAGAAUAUUUCAAAGAACUCACACAGGAGAGAAACCCUAUGAAUGUAAACAAUGUGGCAGAGCCUUCAGUUGUUACGCAUCCUUUUGAACACAUGAAAAAACUCACACUGGAGAGAAACUUUAUGAAUGUACAGAAUGUGGGAAAACCUUCAUUUACUGCACUACCUUUCAAGGACACAUGAGAAUACACACUGGCAAGAAACCCUACAAAUGUAGAGAAGGUGGGAAAGCCUUCAGUCGACCCAGUUCCUUUCGAAGGCAUGAAAGAUCUCAUACUUAAUGGAAACUUCUUGAAUGUAAGCAAUGUGGGGAAAACAUCAGUUGGCCUUCAUUCUUACAUGUGAAAACUCCCACUGGAAAGAAACCCUAUAUGUGUAAGAAAUCUGAGAAAGUCUGAUACAAAUUAAUCCAUGUAUAAUGUUCCAAAAAAAAAUAACACGAAAGAAUAAUUUUUAGAGUUACAUCGUCUUUAUCAGUGCCUCAUUCUUAAAGGGGAUCUCUCGACUGGAUAUUUACUACUUACGUUCAAAAAUGAACACUGAAGGUUUUGGACGGAGCGCAGGGAGAGGACUGGGGUUGGCGGCUUGAACAUAGCCUGAAGGGGUUAGUGCACCAUGGCUAGCCGGGAGGGAGUCCGGGGAAAAGUCUGCACCUGCCGAAGAGGCAAGAGACUUUUUCUUCCCUCUUUGUUUCCUGGUGCGUGAGGAGAGGGGUUUAAGAACGCUGCUUAAAGGAACUCCAGAGACAGGCACGAGCCGCGGCUAAAAGCGCGAACCCCAGAGACGGGUGUGAGCCGCGGCUAAAAGCGCGGACCCCAGAGACGGGCGCGAGCCACGGCUAAAAGCGCAGACCCCAGAGACGGGCGGGAGACGCUAAGGCUGCUGCUGCCGCCGCCACCAACGGGCCUGUGUGCGAGCACAGGUCACUCUCCACACCCCUCUUCUGCAGAGCCUGUGCAGCCCGCCACUGCUAGGUUCCCAGGAUCCAGGGACAACUUCCCCGGGAGAACGCAUGGCGGGCCUCAGGCUGGUGCAAAGUCACGCCAGCCUUUGCCGCCGCAGGCCCACCCCGCACUCCGUGCCCCUCCCUCCCUGCCGGCCUGAGUGCGCCAGAGCCCCCGAAUCAGCGGCUCCUUUAACCCCGUCCUGUCUGAGCAAAAAACAGACACCCUCCAGCGACCUACACGCAGAGGCGGGACCAAAUCCAAAGCUGAGCCCCCGUGAGCUGUGAGAACAAAGAAGAGAAAGGGAAAUCUCUCCCAGCAGCCUCAGAAGCAGCGGAUUAAAGCUCCACAAUCAACUUGAUAUACCCUGCUAUACCCUGAUAUACCCUGGAAUACCUGAACAGAC